AUGUCGGGCUGUUCGCUCGUGGCCUCUGUACUGCCGUCUCUUAUAGGGACGGCAGUUCCAACCUUCAGCUACGAUUAUUCCAAACAUGUAGCAGGCGACGUCUUCGGCAUUCAAAUGACUUACAUGUCCGGCACAUCAACAUGUUUCGCUGGAACGAAGCCUAGCUUCACGCCUGUCAUCUCGAACACGUUAGCACAAUACACUCAAACUUGUUCAUACGCUACCUCCGGCGCCCCUGCAACCUACACCGGUAUCUUCUGUGGUAGUGCUGCUCUUACCAACUUCCCGAACAGCGGUGCUUUGACCAUCAACAAUGUUAUAGGCGGUUUACUACCACCUCCCCUUCCUCGCGCUUAUACAGCCACAUUCGGCGCAUCGCCCGCGCCCGCCACUGUUGCUACUACAACGGCUUUUGUCACGACAACGUCAACGCAAACUAUCCUUGCACCUGGCGGUGUAAUUGUAGCCACGACAACCGUCUUUACCCCUACUGGAACAACUACCCAGACACAGGCCGUUACCAGUGUUGCACUGGCUACGAGUACCGUUAGUGCUUGCCCAACAAUGUCGUCUCUCCCAUUGGUCUCAUCACUUCCGUUGGUUUCAUCGCUGCCUUUGGUAUCGUCCUUGCCAUUGGUGUCAUCUCUGCCUUUGGAUACCGGUAUUCUGUCGGCUCCUAUUCCAGCUGUCACAUCGCUAGUUCUAGAGCCAUCUAUACCGUUAGUCUCAUCACUUCCGUUGGUUUCGUCACUACCUUUGCCAUCUAUACCGUUGGUCUCAUCACUUCCGUUAGUUUCAUCGCUGCCUUUGGUAUCCUCCCUGCCAUUGGAUACAGUUCCAUUGCCAGGAGUCUCCUCUAUUCUAUCUGCCCCCCUACCUGGCCUUACAUCGAUUCUGUCAGCUCCACUGCCCGGAGUUACGUCGAUUUUGGCAGCUCCGCUUCCUGGAGUCUCCUCCAUCAUUCCCGGAGAUCCUCUCGCUUCUUUGCCUGGGGUCACGUCUAUUCUCUCUGCUCCCUUACCCGGUAUCACAUCUAUACUCUCGGCUCCCCUGCCUGGACUUCUUAUAUCCUUACCACUGUCUUCAAUUCCCCUUGGUACAGCUUUAUCAUCGCUGCCAGUCUCACUACCUACAUCUAUCAUUUCAUUACCCAGCUCAAUUGGCCCCUUACCAGUUCCAACCUCUAUCGUCUCCAUUCCAAGCUCGAUUGGUCCCAUUCCAAUCCCAACUUCGAUUCUCUCGAUCCCGGCAGUUUCCUAUCUGCCCAACGGCCCAUGCUAUCUAAAAUACGGCAUUGGGCAGCCUUAUGUUAAUCCGGCUGUUUGGGGAGCUAGACUUGCAAGUGUGCCAGUUCCAUCUGUAUUCCUGCCUCCAAUCACCCCACCAGCUCAGUCUCCCGGAAGCAUUAUUCAUACCACAACAGCCCCCGGUUCUCCUGGAGGGACAUUGACCACCAACCCAACGGCUCCCGGCUCUGCUGGAGGAACACUGAGCACCAAUCCAACGGCCCCAGGCUCUACUGUGGCGACCCUGAGCACCAUCCGUACCACAACUACUUCAGCAGUCGGUCCGACAUCCAGUCCGGUAUCAUGUCCCAGCUCUAAUCUAUCCACCGUUAUUGUUGGCGGAAGACAGUACCUAAUCACCUGCGGCAUUGAUUACUUCGAUAACGACAUAUCGUCUCCAUUGUCUCCUACAUUCCCCAAGUCGUACGAGGGCUGUUUGGCUGAUUGUUCAUCCACGCCCAGCUGUGCUGCAGUUGCCUACGUCAAAGGCGGUCCUUGCUACUUGAAGACUGGCACUGGCACUGGCUUCAAGAUUGACAGCACGGUCAUUGGCGCCAAGCUGAUCAGAGUCUUGCCUACUUCCACAUCCGCCACAUCCACUCCAUCCGGACCAACUGUGACUGUGACCACGACAAUCUCUAAUACCGGGUACCAGUGCGCCUGUACCCCUACUUCGUUCCCUACACCCACUCCCGUUACAUGCCCUGCGGAUAAUGGCAGCACAUAUACCACCACUUGCGGAGCUAAGUACGCUGUAGAGUGCGCCCAAGAUCGCUACGGCAACGAUAUCCCCAACGGCCUUUUCUUUGUGGACAGCUACGAAAGUUGCCUUGAAAAAUGCGACCAGAUGUCAGGCUGCGUUGCUAUAUCCUUUGUCCCACGACCUCCUGGCGUCCACAGCCCUUGCUACACCAAGUAUUCUACAGGAACUAUCCGCCCGAACCCUGAGGUCAACGGCAGCAGCAAGAUAUCCGGAUGCACAAGGCUCAAGCUGCGACGCAAGCGUGUUGUGCAGCCCGUCCACAAGAAGCAGCCUGCGCCCAAGAAACAGCUUGAUAAGCGUGUAUUGUUCUUGGGUCCUGACUUCACUUUUACCCAGUCCCAGGUUACUGCCACGCAAACCUCCACAGUGGGCGCGACCGUUUUGAUGUCAGUAUUCUGGGCCCUUUCUUCUAGAUGACUUUGCUGACCUAAUCGCAGUACCUCUACACCCCUCUACGCUACCUCUACCGCAUUUCGCCCGACUCUGGCGACGGCUAUCGCCACAUCCACUGUGACUGUACGCAGCACCGUCGUCAAUACUGUUAGCUACUGCCCAGCUGCCACCGGCCUUCUCAGUCCCCUAGGUCUGCCGCUCUGAGUGCUACGUAUCAUCUUUCCUUCUCAGUUUGAGGCGGUCCAACCUCUCUGAUUCUCGAGUUCACCAGAUUGAACUUACAUCAAGGUCUUUCUUUGCAAGAUGGGCCUUUUAUGGUCGCUCCUUAACACACGCUUUGCUUUCUCCUUAGUCGUUUCUGCGGGCGUGUGAUAGUGUUAUAGAAACAGUAGGAUAUUUAAUAAUAAAAAGGCUUUCUUUCCUCGUAAAACCCGGGCAGUUUUUAAUUGCGUUCCUUUCCAUGUGACUCGUCUCAUCUCGAUUCCUUUCAUAUCGCAGCUUC
Messenger RNA from Bipolaris maydis ATCC 48331, 2944 nucleotides. NCBI's taxonomy places the organism in Eukaryota, Fungi, Ascomycota, Dothideomycetes, Pleosporales, Pleosporaceae. The record is from RefSeq and is a predicted model, not a curated record.